AUGGCUGGAAAAAGGGACAUGUGAGUGUGUUCUGGUUCGUGAAGGCAGCUUGUGUGUGUGUGACCAGCUUCUUAAAGGCCUCAUUUAAAUGUUAUGAAUACAUUCAAUUCAUCUUUAUUAGAGUUUUGCUCAGUGUCCAACAAAGAGGUACAGGAGAUAAAUAUUAACACAUUAAUAAUGAAUGGUUCCUGACAGUACAGUCCUGAGCCAAGAGACCAUUAUCAUCAAUCCCUUUCCCCUUCUGGAUCAUGUAGUUUAGUGUCAUGAGGGCAAAAGAACCAAUGAUGCACGAUAUACUGCAAAGUUUUAUCAUCAGUCCAAUGUGAACUAGUCUACUGUGUAUGUGGAACAGAUGUUAUGACACUGACAAGCUGAAAAGUGGAAGAAAGUAGCUGUUGUAAUCUAUUUUGCAGCAGAUCAUUCAGCCGUCGUGUGUAGUAAGACUGUUCUGUGUUGAGCGCCGACGGUACUAUUCUCUCUCACGAAGCUGACGUUACAUAAUUCAAUCCAUCUGGUCAUUUGACAGCAUCGAUCCCUGCAGCGUUCGGGCCUGCACCUAAAUGCAUUAACUGGAGUCUGGAGUAAUGCAUCACCGAGUCACAUUUCACCGUAACACUUCAGAGAGCAGCGUGUGGUGUGGAGGCUACGCCGUGCUUCGUACUGUGGACAGCUGUGGUCGGUUGGGCCUGUGUUUGGGUGGAGUUGUGGUCGGUUGGGGCUGUUUGGGUGGAGUUGCUGCUGAUUCCUCAGUGACAGUUUACAGUCCCGGUACGUCCAGGAGCGUUAUUGUCUUUACAUGUUUGAAAGAUGAGAAUGCUGUCGGAGCCCUGCUGUGACCCAGCGGCGGAUGUUUGACGAUGAUGAUGCUCCUCAAACAAAGUCGGUGGUGUUUACAUCCUGGAGUCCUGGCCGUCUGACGUGUCCUCAGUCCGUCUGAACCGAUCCCUGGGAACCGGCACAACAUCCGACGCCUGAAUGAUAACAGAGCAGAGCGGAUUUCCACCAGGUGUGACUGUUCCAGGCUGGAUAUGAAGACUUCACUGAUACGCGCCACUCUGACGACUGUUCCCUUGAUUUGGUGGUUCUGUGUGUCCUUCCUCCUUCAGCCUGGAGCUCGCCGGUCCUCCUGUCAGAGCGAUGGAGAUGUCGGCGGCCGCCGGGGGCCGGGGGCCGUCUCGCCGCCGCCAGGACUCGGGCACGGCCAAGAGGAGGAGGUGGGGCGGCCUGCGGCAGCAGUGGAAGCUGCUGGGCCUGUUCGAGAUCGACCAGCAGCACGAGUUCUACGGCCUGACCUGCAUGAUGAAGGAGGGCCUGAGGGCGGCCAUCCAGACCACCGUGGACAGCACUCCCCCCACUGACCUGUCGGACAAAGACUUCAGGCUGAAGACCUCGCAGACUCACAAGGAUUUCACUCUGGACACCUAUGCAGGCGCAGUGUUCUCCAGCCUGAGAGGCUCUCUGGGAAUGACGGAGCGCGAGUACCAGCAGUCGCUCUGCUCCGAGAGCUGCUACCUGCAGUUCAUCAGCAACUCCAAGAGCAAGGCAGACUUCUUUCUGACAAAUGACAAGCGUUUCUUUUUAAAGACCCAGAACAAACGAGAAAUCAAAUUCCUUCUAGCCAACCUGAAGAUCUACAUGGAUCAUCUGAAGAAAUACCCACACUCACUGCUGGUCAAGUUCUUAGGCGUGCACAAGAUCAAAAUCCCGCGCCGGCUGAAGAAAUACUUCAUCGUCAUGCAGAGCGUCUUUUACCCGGACGAUCGGAUCAACGCCAGAUACGACAUCAAGGGCUGCGAGGUGAGCCGGUGGACGGAGCCGGCGCCGGAGGGCAGCCACAUCAUCGUGGUGCUCAAAGACCUCAACUUCGAGGGCCAGUUCAUCACUCUGGAGCGUCAGCGGGCCUGGCUCCUCCGCCAGGUGGAGAUCGACACCCACCUCCUGCGCAGGCUCAACGUGUUGGACUACAGCCUCCUGCUGGCCCAUCAGCCCCUGCACCACGACGAGCGCUUCCAGAGCCUCUCCUUCGCCACGCUCAUCAUGAGAACCAAGAAGUCUGUGAAUCCCGGCUCCAGUCCUGUUCAUGCCGGCCUGGCCGCCGUACCCGGAGCGGUCCCAGAAGACGACUCCGCCCCACCGUCAUCUGAAACGGACAGCGGCCUAAAGGUACCGCAUUCAGCAAACUCCUCCGGCAGCGGAGCGUUCCAGACCAGUCUGGACACCGGGGGGCCGGGCAGCGACGCCGCUGAGCUCCCGGACUUCAGAGCCCAGAAUCGGCGUUUGCUACCGAACCUGAAGAACCCCCUGCACGUCAUCGACGGCCCCGAGCAGCGGUACUUCAUCGGCAUCAUUGACAUUUUCACCGUUUACAGUUUUAAGAAGAGGUUGGAGCACUUGUGGAAGAGGCUGAGACACCCGGGACGGUCCUUCUCCACCGUCAGUCCACAGACUUACUGCGCCCGGCUGUGCCAGUGGGUGCAGGACCACACCAAGUAGACCCGGCCCACAGCAGGUCCAGGUCACCGCAGGCCACAGGAAACGCGCUGAUCUUCAUCCGUUCCGUGGUUGCUUUCAUUUCUUUAUUCCACAUGCUCAGAAAACCAACAGAGUUGUGGGCAGACUGGCUCAGGCUCUGAAGGUUCGGCUCGACGAGCAGAUAAAGCCUCGGGUCGACACAAGUCAUGACGUAAAUGAGGCUGGUCUGAAAGCCCACUUUGUUUUUAAGGCUGGUUUCAAGAGACUUUUGAUUAUUUUCAAUGUUUAAAAGCCUCAACUUGACAGUAAAACACAUGUACUGGUCAGCCAUAACAUUAGAACCACUGAUAAAGGGAGGGACUGGGGACGGAGGUGACGGGUCGAGGGUGACCUGGGCUCACUGAGGCGUCCGAACCCAACAGAAAACACUGGAUACCAUAAAACCACUUCAGAGAUGUCUGAGGUCAGUGACGCUGCUUCUGUGCAGUAAAAACAGAACAUGCUGUCAUGUUUGUGUUAAACAUUUUAGAACAAACAGGAGAGAACAGUUGAGUCUUCAGUUAUUUUUAAAAAGGAACCAGAGAUGUGGUUUAGCUCAAUGUUAUGGCAGAGAGUUACAGAGAUACUGAAUUGUGAGUUACUUGAGUUCUUAUACGACAUUGAUGAGCCACUAAUGGCUCUCAAUGGUCCAGGUUUGGAAAGCAAUCCGAGUUUGUUAAAGAGGAAUCAAGUGUGGAACCAGAACAGAACCCUGUGGUACACCCGGGUUUAAAGACACUACCUCAGAGGCCAAGAGGCAGGAAAAAACUACUCGAGCAAGAGCAAACAGAUCUGCGUGCAUGAUUUGAAAGUAAGUUUUCAUUGAUUUGUAAUUUGCCCAUUUUGCCAAACUUAUGAGUCCCUGACCGUUCUGACCUCUGACCUUGCUCCUUCUCAUACAUGAUUCUAUACAGAAAUCACGAGCUGACAGGAUGCAAACGGUGACAGUGUCCCAGCUCAUAAAGUACAUUUAUAUAUUUCUUUUGCAGUAAUACCAGUGUGUACUUGUCCUUUUAACACAGCAGCUAAAUACAAAUAAAAGAGAAAC
Salarias fasciatus (jewelled blenny) is the source of this 3559-nucleotide messenger RNA. It is a transcript of the gene pip5kl1, whose product is annotated as phosphatidylinositol-4-phosphate 5-kinase-like 1. Gene Ontology annotation, biological process: phosphatidylinositol phosphate biosynthetic process. Lineage: Eukaryota; Metazoa; Chordata; Actinopteri; Blenniiformes; Blenniidae. The record is from RefSeq and is a predicted model, not a curated record. The transcript is spliced from 11 exons. Gene Ontology annotation, molecular function: 1-phosphatidylinositol-4-phosphate 5-kinase activity. Gene Ontology annotation, cellular component: plasma membrane. The coding region runs from base 1138 to 2493 and encodes 451 amino acids.